This is a messenger RNA of Gaeumannomyces tritici R3-111a-1, 2816 nucleotides long. RefSeq lists its product as hypothetical. The coding region runs from base 1430 to 1897 and encodes 155 amino acids. The record is from RefSeq and is a predicted model, not a curated record. Lineage: Eukaryota; Fungi; Ascomycota; Sordariomycetes; Magnaporthales; Magnaporthaceae. The transcript has a single exon.
CAAUUCAGGUACUGAUGCACUGCCACGUGACGGUGCCAGCACCGCCGCAUGCAGCGAAGUGGAUGGCGAGAUGGGGAUGGAUCUCGUUUAGCAAGUGCCGACAAAAAUGGAAGGAGGCAGAUAGAGGCAGAUAAACGGUUGAGGUUUCCAUCUGUUCGACAUGAACCAGGCUAGGUAGGUAUGAGCUUCUUUCUUCUCCUCAAUCGUGGAUUGUAAUGAGUUGGCGAGUGACGAGACGUCUUUGCAGUCUCUUUUCCUUUGCAUUUUCAUUUUCAUGCCGAUUCCACAUGAUUCCGUUACUCCCUGGGCGGAACCAACAGACCCCACAUCCGUAAAACAGAAAAAAGGCAGGAAAAGAAGAGGUAGUAGAAACAACGAACCUCCCAAAAAUAAUCCCAGCGUCCAUUUGAUCUGCAGCCUUGCUAUUUUUCUCCUUCGUUUCGUUCCGGUCCCAUUGUUUAGCUUCCAGAACGGGAAGGAUGUAAAGGGGCCACCUAGGCAUGACAUAAUUUCCAGGCGCCGAGAGAAACCCCAUCUCCCGAAUCGACUUCGGCACGUCCUGGCUUGGGAGACUUGGGACGCACGCAUCAUCAAAGGGACGAGCUUGCAAGACUGAGACUUUUUACCCCACUACGGCCCCAAUCGCCGACAGGGGACAUGCCCGCCUGCCCGGGAUGGCAUGGGCGCCAUAUCGGCAGCUGUUUGAUUGAGACCUCAUGCGGUCCCUGAGUGUGGUGGUGUGUGUGGUGGUGUGUAUGGACAUGCCCUCCGUCCAUGCGCCGCCCGUCUGGCUCGGCCAAUGGGCGCCCUGCUCUCGCCCUAACUGCCCAUGCCUGCCUGUCUGCCUGCAAACUGCAAACGCGCCCGGCGUCCGUGAUGCGAUCCGCCUGCUUCGGCCAUCGCGAAAUCCACCCCCGCCCGCCCAUGGGCGUCGCAUGAACUGGCGUGAUUUCGCCUUUUCCAGCCGACCCUGUUCCCCUCUCCGCUAGGCCCCUUACACGCUGGCCAGGCGUGGUAGGCACUAUGGGGAGAGCCAAUGCCAGUGGGAACCGGAGAGGAAGAAAGAGAGAAAAAAAAUAUGCGGAUGGAUACCACCUCACCGAGACACGUCAGUAAGGAGGCAUGGUUGGGACAUGUAUAAUAGCCAUAUAUGCAUGAGCUGCCUUCCCCGGCCUCCAGCCCUUCUCUCCCCUUCUUUUUCCUUCCUCAGGCAUAGUCUCACCCACGCUCUUUUGAUACCCCCCUCCAUCCCCCCCCCCUCCCUCUCUCCCGCAGACCCCCGUGAUUCUCCCCGUUCGAGGAUACCCCGUUGUUCGUCUGUGCAGUACGUUAUAGCAUACAGCACACACCACAUCACACCUGCCCACCCACCGCAGGCCGCAACACUUAUCAAAAACCCCCUUCUUACAUACUUACACCUAAUACAAUAAUGGGUAUCCUGUCCUCCUCCAAGGGAAAGAUGGCCGCCGCCGACGCCGAGGAGAAGCCGCUGCCGACGCCCGAGCGCCCGGGCACGUCGGGCACCGAGAUGAACCUCAUGACGACGCGCAAGCAGGCCUCGCAGCGCCUCAAGGCCGCCUCCCAGGCCGAGCGCGCCUACCGCGCCAGGAAGCGCUCCGCCACGGCCCGCGCCAACCUGUCCGAGGCCAAGGCGCACCUCGGCGACGCCCUGGGCCACUUCAAGACGGGCACCAAGCUGCUCAUCUCCGCCCUCGGCUCGAGCCGCUACAUACUCGCCAACAAGGCCGAGGAGCGCCGCGCAAAGGCGGGAGAGUCCAAGCGCCAGGCCGCCGCCGAGAAGCGCAGGAAGCUCGAGGAGCGCCUCGCCAAGGAGAAGGAGCUCGCCGACGCCGACGCCGCCGCCGCCAACGCCGCCAACCCGGCUUCCAGCUCUUAGAAGGGCUCCUCCUUUGGCCUGCUGGCAUGACGGCGCGCUGAACUGAAGGGGGUCGUCGACCACCACCCUUCAGGCAUCGGGUGUAUCUACCUAGUCUUGCGACUUGUACACCCACCAUCGACCUCUCGAGUUUUGCAUCACACCUCUCCUCGGCGCUCUUACAACGUCUUAUACGCCUUUUCUGGCACCGCUAUCGUUUACACCACGUCUUACAUGGACACCACCCUCGUUUACACUGUCUUCUUAGACACCCACCUUCGUUCAUGACGUCUUUUUCAGGCACCACAAUCGUUCCAUCGACCUUCUAUAGGCACCACUCUCGCUUACCCGCCUUCAUCUCAAGGCACCACAACAGACACCACUCUCGUUUUUAACGCACACAUACACAAGUCCCGCACUCGGGCAGCAUAACCACCGCUUAUUCACCUCUCCUUACUACUUUAUAUACCUCAUCGCGUUUUCCUUUUUUUCUCUCUCCCAUUCCCACUUUUCCCUGUCCUCCCAAUGAUGACCAUAUCCUUUUCCCCGCGCGCAAGUCACGAAUUACGACCACCAUGUUCACAUCAUAUAGAGCGAGCGUCGGGCGGAGUUCGGCUGUUUUUGCUUGCGGCGAUGGGAUACCUAUUGGGAGGUUUCUGGAUCUGAAUUCGUGUUGUCGAGUCUUUUUUCCAUGUUCCUUUUUUCCUUGCGUCUGUACGUGUUUUGCUUUUUAUCAGCUCGAUACCUCGGCGUGGCAGCAUUCUGCAUGCUUCUCUAUCGUAAUAACAAAGAUACCAACUCUGACAUAUGUUGCGCAUCACUGACAAGAUGGAUUGUGAAUAUUCAAUCACCCUUUCGCGGGUAAGGGCAUGUUGAGAAGCGGGCGGGCUCUGGCUUCAAACCGUGGCAUUUGCUGUUCGUGUUGCAUGGCUCAGCUGAA